This is a messenger RNA of Myotis myotis, 988 nucleotides long. RefSeq names its product tRNA phosphotransferase 1 (gene TRPT1). The transcript is spliced from 8 exons. Gene Ontology annotation, molecular function: tRNA 2'-phosphotransferase activity. Gene Ontology annotation, biological process: tRNA splicing, via endonucleolytic cleavage and ligation. NCBI's taxonomy places the organism in Eukaryota, Metazoa, Chordata, Mammalia, Chiroptera, Vespertilionidae. The coding region runs from base 144 to 947 and encodes 267 amino acids. The record is from RefSeq and is a predicted model, not a curated record.
ACUCACUACCACUUCGGCCCGCAGACCCCGCUCCUUUCCCCCGAGUGGAAGUGCCCGCCCCUCCUGCCCUGGCUUCUCAUUGGCCAGCUUCGGGGCUCGGAGCCCGCGGUGCGGCCGCUCCGCCUGAGGAGUCGGUUUGGGCCAUGAACUCUGGGGAGAGGAAGCUGGAAGCAGCAGGGCCCAGAGGCAGAAGGGCUCGCAGACCCCGGGAACAGGUGCGCCCCUGCCACCCUCACUCCCCAUGCCCGGUGGAAGGGGCGGACCGCGACGUGCAGCUGUCCAAGGCUCUGUCCUAUGCCCUGCGCCACGGGGCCCUGAAGCUGGGGCUGCCCAUGGGGGCCGGCGGCUUUGUGCCCCUGGGAGCCCUCCUUCAGCUGCCCCAGUUCCGCAGCUUCUCAGCGGAAGAUGUGCAGCGUGUGGUGGACACCAAUGGGAAGCAGCGGUUCGCCCUGCAGCCAGGGGACCCCAGCACCGGCCCUCUCAUCCGGGCCAAUCAGGGUCACUCCCUGCAGGUCCCUGAGUUGGAGCUGAUGCCCCUGGAGACCCCGCGGGACCUGCCCCCGAUGCUGGUCCAUGGCACAUUCUGGCAGCACUGGCCCUCCAUCCGGCUCAAGGGCCUGUCCUGCCGCGGAAGGACUCACAUCCACUUGGCCACAGGACUGCCUGGGGACGCUGGUGUCAUCAGUGGCAUGCGGCCAAACUGCCAAGUGGCCGUGUUCAUCAAUGGGCCCCUGGCCCUGGCAGAUGGAAUUUCCUUCUUCCGCUCUGUGAACGGGGUGAUCCUGACUCCCGGAAACGCUGAUGGCUUCCUGCUUCCCAAGUACUUCAAGGAGGCCCUGCAGCUACGGCCUACCCGAAAACCCCUCUCCUUGGCUGGUGAUGAAGAGACAGAGUGUCAGAGUGGCCCCCAGCACAGCUCCAGAGGAAGAAGGAUGAGCCAACAAUAAAAUAUUUAUUAAAAAAGGAAAUGUAAAAAGAUAAAAGAAAA